This is a messenger RNA of Cloeon dipterum, 1764 nucleotides long. Its product is annotated as serine-rich adhesin for platelets-like. The record is from RefSeq and is a predicted model, not a curated record. NCBI's taxonomy places the organism in Eukaryota, Metazoa, Arthropoda, Insecta, Ephemeroptera, Baetidae. Bases 66 to 1694 code for a protein of 542 amino acids. The transcript has 13 exons.
AUGCCAGCGUAGAAUAAUUUUGUGCUUGUCUCGUUUUUCUUUAUUAUAUUUAAAAUAUUAAUAUUAUGUCAUAUCGCAUUAACAGAGUGAACCAUAAAAUCAUGAUGUUGUUGCUGUUAUUAACAUUAACUUGUGAGGCCGUAUGCAUUAGUUUGAACGGACUUCCCUUCUUACCAACCCGUAUCAAGCAAAUCAUCAUACUGCAAAAGUCGGAUCGUCGUUUCUACAUCCAAAAGUGCUGUGAAAAUAUAGUAUGCGCUAACUCCAACGUGACACACUUUAAUACAGCAACUACUAGUCAAAAGAAUCAAGUGGCAACCACUCAACGCGUCACGCGGGGCACUUUAAAUGGUAUCACUUCAUCAACCAUGACUUCAACAUCCACCUCAACGACGACUUUUACCCCAACUUUAACCUCGACUUCAACUUCAGCCUCGACUACAACUUCAGCCUCGACUUCAACUUCAACCCCGACUUCAACUUCAACCCCGACUUCAACUUCAACCUCGACUUCAACUUCAACCUCGACUUCAACUUCAACCUCGACUUCAACUUCAACCUCUACUUCAACUUCAACCUCUACCACGACUUCAACUACAACUUCAACCUCAACUACCACCUCUACCACGACUUCGACCUCAACUACAACCACAACAACAGCUUCUCCAUUCGUCCUAAAUUGUAGAGCAGAUCUCUCUCUCAUGGACUCUUCAGGACUUGUUAAUGUUUCUCAGAACCCAGCUUCUGAAGGAGUAUACCUGUCAGCUUGCGGAAUCUUAUACUUGGUCAGCGACCGGAAUUUGUUAAAAAAUUUUACCGAUGCCUCGAGAUUUUGUUGCUUGCGGAGCAUGACCGUGGCCAAUUUUGCACCGGCUGAGAAGCUGAACUGCUUUUGGAAAACCGUCUUAACUAAGCUCUACUGGAACCAGGGCAACACACAGUUCUGGUUAGCAGGUUCAGCCAAUGCAAGCUCAUCGUACGUUACGGUGACAGGGGCUCCUACUGUUUUUACGUACCAUCGCAACGGGCAAGUUCUGAACCCAUCAAAUUUGAGCACAGAAAUGUGCUUGUACGGCAGCGUCUCUCAAGCCUCCUCUGACAGCGCGGCGAUGACGUACGCCGUGGACACGUGCGGUAUAUCCCGACGGUUCACAUGCGAGACUCCCUUGUCACGAAAUCUUUUCCCACCUUGUCCUGCUUGUACAGAAAAUCCGACCCGUGUGGCUGCAAUCAAUCCUUUCGUCAGAAUGGUCAACGACAGCACACCAUACAACUCAGUUGUGUUUGAAACAUCCAAGAAGUUGUUCAAAUCUUGCAACAAGACGUAUUUAGUUAUCGAAACCAAUACCGACUGGUUUCAGGCGUUGCAAUGGUGUUGUGAACUUGGCUUUAUACCAUUGAUGCUUGAUAAUGCUCAAAAAAUUUGUUUGUCCAACCCUUCAACCAGUAAGCUGCCAUAUGGGAGAUACUGGAGUGGCGGAACUAACCAAGGACCGUUGAACGAGAACUCUUACGGCUGGUGUGGCAGCAGCAACAAAACUCUCAUCACUGAUUCAAGUCUGUGGCAUCCUGGUCAACCCAAUCUGCCAUGGACAGAGAGAUGCAUCAUGUUCAUUUAUGACGCUUCCAAUGCAAUGGUCAUGCAUGACUAUUUCUGCGUAACGCUUGCAUACCCUUUGUGUCAACUAAUCUGAUUGUUUGCAGAUAUGACAAAUAUCUGAUUGUAUAUACGCAAGUAAUAAAACAGAACAGUGAAUAUUGAUA